Molecule: messenger RNA, 1794 nt
Organism: Aethina tumida (small hive beetle)
Lineage: Eukaryota; Metazoa; Arthropoda; Insecta; Coleoptera; Nitidulidae
Product: RNA-binding protein 45
Exons: 8
Coding region: 144-1610 (488 amino acids)
Molecular function (GO): RNA binding
Source: RefSeq, a predicted model, not a curated record
UUCUCUUGGAUGCGAUUUUUAAAUUUAGCGCCUUGUAGUUCGCAAUUUUACCACCAGUGGCUAAGAACAAAAAACAAAUGUCAAUAAACUCACAUAUUUGUGAGUUGAUUUUUAAUACUCGCACGACAUAAUAAACAAUUACUAUGGCAGAUAGAAGGUCUUAUGGUUCUUCUUCGGGCGAUGAUCCACCGAAUUCGAGGUUGUUCAUUGUAGGUAGUAAAAUGUUAAAAGAGGAAGAUUUUAGAAAUGCAUUUAGUAAAUUUGGAACUAUAGAAGAAUUGUGGGUGGUAAAAGACAGAUCUACAGGUGAAAACAAAGGAGUCACUUACAUUAAAUUUUCCAAAACUUCAGAAGCAGCAAACGCCCUAGAAGGUUUAAAUGGCAAACAUAUAGGAAAUUCCAAUAGGACUAUUAAAGUUAUGAUAGCAGCAAGUCGAGAAGAAGGAGCCAAAAGGGAAUCAAAUGAAGAAGAAAAAAUGCUGAGAUUAUUUGUGGUGGUUCCCAAAACAAUGACAGAUGAACAAUUGUAUGAGGAAUUUAAAGUAUUUGGCAGUAUUGACUAUGCAACUACCAUUAAAGACAAAGAAACAAAAGAGAGUAAAGGUUUUGCUUAUGUUAAAUUUCACAAGUUUUCUCAUGCUGCAAAAGCAUUUGAAGAGUGCGACAGAAAAUAUCGACCUGUCUUCGCCGAACCUAGAAAAUCUCAACAAGAACGAAUGGCGGCUCAAGAAACAUUCGUGAAAGGGACCAGCAACACAACCUUGAAUCUCUUGGAUUUACCUGAAGAAGGUUACACACGUCUGAUCGUGAUUGGUAGCCCUUUCAUCAACCAAGACCAAUUCUGGAGACUGUGCGAUCUUAUUCCCGGUUUGGAUUACUGCCAAGUUAACUAUGAAGGCAGACCUAGGCCUACUCAGGCAGUUGCAGAAGUGGUUUACACGUCGUCACAAGCUGCGGCUUAUGCCAAAGAGAAACUGCACGGUUUCGAGUAUCCGAUCGGUCACAGGUUGAUCGUUAGACCUGAUCAUAGCAGUAGAGCUAAUUUGGAUGUAAGAUCGUCGGGUUUCGAUAGCAAGCAAACCUUCGAUAGUCGGAAUUUGAUAGACAGGCCCGGUUUCUCAAAUAGCAGCAAAAUAAUGGAUAAAACCAAACCCGAUAUUUUACAGAUUGCCGAAACAAUAGCUCACGCUUCUAGUAUUAUCCAAGCUGCAGCCUUAUCUCCAGAUCUUCUUCAAGCAAAACUAGGCUUUGGAAAUCUAGGAAUAAGUAAAGAAGUUGAAUCUAAAUGCAGUGUGGAAUUACCAGAGGUGCACCAAAUGGCUGGGGCUGAUGAUUCUGUUGUCGCUCGAUGUUUUAUAGUCUGUUAUCCAACUCCUCUUCAAAAAACCGUUCUGAAAGAUGUGUUCUGUAGAUUUGGAAAUCUUAUCGACGUGUACCUGUUAAAUAACAGAAACUGCGGUUACGCAAACUACGCAAGCAAAAAAUCGGCAGAUGAUGCAAUUAAAUGUUUACAUGGGUGUGAGAUAAUGGGCGUGCGAUUAAAAGUAAUGGAAGCGGAGGAGAAGCCGGAUCCGCAAAGAAAACGACAAAGGAUAGAGAGCCCCUUUUGAAGUUUGACCUAUUUGACGUUGGACAGAGACUUACCAAGUUUUAUAUGCAUUAUUUUAAUUUGGUACAACGUAUGACAAGAAACAAUACGAACAAUACCCAUUUUAUUUACUUUUAGAUAGGAUCUUUGCCUUUUGUAUAGUUUUUGUUUGUGUGUUGUUUUUAAAAAUAAAUUUCUUUAAUGUA